UGCAGAUUGAUUGUUUUUUUCCAAGAAAUUAAAUGAUGAGGAUACCAUUUAUACUAGGAGUGAUUUCAUCACUAUGUCUGAGCACAACAUUGGUGGUAGCAGUAGAUUGGUCCAAGCCUGGUUGUCCAUCAAAGUGUGGAAAUAUCACAAUUCCAUAUCCUUUUGGCAUUGGUUCUCAUUGCAGUUUCAAUUCUUCCUUCGAAAUCACCUGCACGAAAGACUCCACCACCGGAGUAGAAGUACCAUUCUUGAACAUCAUAAGUAUGGAAGUACACAAUUGUUCUGUUCGCGGUACCGUCAUAGUAAAGAACCCCGUUACACCAAUGAUAUGCUCUGAUAUGCAAGACACACAAUCUAUGGUAAGGUCGCUCGAUAAAACUCCAUUUUCCAUCUCCAGCCGACAUAAUUUGUUGGUUGUUUUGGGCUGUCGGAAUUCGGUCCGCCUGUAUCCUAACGCGACAGCUCCAGGCGGCGGAUGCAUGGCAAUUUGUGAUCAUAGUUCUAUAGACAACAGCUGCAAUGGUGUCAACUGCUGCCGAAUAACAAUACCACCUCAACUUAAGGGGCUUAAUUAUACUUACCAAGGUACUAAUCAAGUUGCUACUAAUGAGAGUUCAUGUGGUUAUGCUUUCCCUGUCGAAAGAGUAUGGUUCCAAGAUGAAUACAAAAGGUACAAGGGCCUUCAGAAUAAUCUAUUAAAUCCUUUUGACAAAGAAUUCGAAUCCGCACCACUGGUACUUGAGUGGGAACUCGACAGAUCAACAUUUUCAGAUCCUAAUGUAUGUCCGAAUUACAUAAAAAUAAUCUCACCAAAUACAUCAUCACUUCCUAGUCAACCCGAGUAUGCAUCUUCCAUCCAAUAUUGCUAUUGCGGGAGUGGCCAUGAAGGGAACCCAUAUAUACCUGGAGGAUGCAUUGAUAUUGAUGAAUGUAGCGAUCCAAAAUUGAAUUUCUGCAAAAAUAUAAAUGCAACUUGCAAAAACAGCAAAGGAGGUUACCAGUGUGAAACUAUAAAGUAUAAGGUUAAAAAACCACAGGUGGCCAAAAUAACAGUCAUCAGCGGUGGUACUGUCCUUGGUGCACUAAUUUUGUUCAUAGCGGCAUGGAAGUCCAUCAGGAAAAAAAACAAGGCUAACCGUAAACUCAAGUUCUUCAAACAAAACGGAGGUUUGUUAUUGCAACAAAAGUUAUCUUCAAACAACAACAGCCUAGAAAAGACCAACCUAUUCAGUUCCAAAGAGUUGGCACAAGCUACCGAUCGUUACAAUGAAAAUCGUGUAUUGGGUCGUGGUGGCCAAGGUACCGUCUACAAAGGAAUGUUGACAGAUGGAAGAAUCGUGGCAGUCAAAAAGUCGAUGAAGGUAGAAGAAGGUGAUGUCGAACUGUUCAUCAACGAGGUUGUUAUUCUGUCGCAGAUAAACCACAGAAAUGUGGUCAAACUAUUAGGGUGUUGUUUGGAGACCGAAGUUCCUCUUUUAGUAUACGAGUUCAUACCUAACGGCACACUCUUCCAACACGUGCACAAUCCAAACGAGGAGUUCCCGUUAUCGUGGGAAAUGAGAGUCCGUAUUGCAAGGGAAGUAGCCGGGGCACUCUCUUACUUGCACUCUUCUGCAUCUGCACCAAUUUAUCACAGGGAUAUAAAGUCCACGAAUAUACUAUUGGAUGAAAAGUACAGGGCCAAAGUUGCUGAUUUCGGGACAUCAAGAUCGAUUGGUAUAGAUCAGACGCACUUGACCACACGAGUACUAGGAACGCUCGGUUAUUUGGACCCGGAAUACUUCCAAUCGAGCCAGUUUACGGAUAAGAGCGAUGUGUAUAGCUUCGGUGUUGUUGUGGUGGAGCUUUUGACGGGGGAGAGAGCUAUAUCGUCAAUUAGAGCCGAUGUGGGAAGGAGUUUGGCGACACAUUUCUUGCACUCGAUGGAGGAGAAUCUUUUAUUCGAAAUUCUCGAUGCGAGGGUGCUGAAAGAGGGGAAGAGAGAGGAAAUUGUGGCGAUUGCCGAACUUGCUAAGAGAUGUCUGAAUUUGAAUGGAAAGAGAAGGCCGACUAUGAGGGAAGUUGCUAUGGAGUUGGAAGGAAUUCAAAUGGUGAAAGAAGACUCAGUGGCUUACUUGCAAAAUCAAGACGGCAUCAUCGAGCACGUAUCUUCGACUCGUGAUCAAGUUGCCGAGUCUUACGAUUUCUCUUCCAUCUCAGCGAGUAUGCAUUUGGUGGAUGAUUCGGUAACUACGUAUUUAACUGCAUAUUUACCCAAUGAUGAUCAUCAUUUGCUUAAUGAGCCCUGAAGAAUACAUUACUUAUAAACUAUCCCUUAUCUUGUAUUUAUUUGUCAUCAGUUCCUAGUAAUCUGUAAUAUAUAUGUAUGCUAUGCAUCAACAUUGUUUACUUUGUUUUAUCGUCAAAUUAAACACCUCAGCUUUUUAAGUGUGCUUUUUAUGAAUUAAAUCAUUAA
Erythranthe guttata (spotted monkey flower) is the source of this 2455-nucleotide messenger RNA. The record is from RefSeq and is a predicted model, not a curated record. Lineage: Eukaryota; Viridiplantae; Streptophyta; Magnoliopsida; Lamiales; Phrymaceae.